UCCCUCUGCUUGUCAGGAAGCAAGCUGAUUGGCCGAGGCCUAGCAAAGAGUGCCCGGGGAUCCAAAACUGCAGGCCGCACUUAGCUUAUCGUCAAAAAUAAACCAAAAUAAUAACAGACAAACUCGAGGAGGGGGAAACACACCGUUACACUCAGAAGACGACGUUAUCAGACUGAACAAUUGUCUUGAUGGAAGGAGGCCUAUCAGUUUUCCUGUUGGUUUUAUUGUAAAGGUCUUGUCACUAAAUGUGAAGGUAUGUAUUGAUUUCUUGUCUGCUGCACAAAGUGUAAUUUUUUUGCCUUUUAAUUUCGUUUCAAUAAUUCAAAUCAUACAAAUGAAGUUGUUUAACCCUAUAAUUUUCAGUUUUUUAUUAAAGAUUUAAAAAAUGGAUCAGGGCGGUGGAGUGUUGGAGCUACAUACUCAGGAGCUGAAGAUGCCCCAUGCUAUGAUCAUGCAAGAUUUUGUUGCAGGCAUGGGAGGUUUGGCUCACAUUGAUGGAGAACACAUUGUUGUGUCUGUACCUGAGGGAAUGCUUCUGUCUGAUGUAAUGACCGACGAGGGCAUCCUCCUGGAGCAUGAACUGGAGGUGGAAGGUCUGGAGACUCAAGUAGUUGAAGGACUGGAGGCUGAGGUGGUUGAAGGACUGGAGGCCGAGGUGGUUGAAGGACUGGAGGCUGAGGUGGUGGGGGGUUUACAUACUAAUGUAGAGGGCUUGGAGGCUGAAGUUGUGGAAGAGCUACAGACACAUGUGGUAGAGUUAGAAGCUCAGGUUGUUGAGGAUCUUGAGGGUGAGGUUGAAGUUGAGGGUCUGGAGACACAUGUGGUUGAGGGGCUGGAGACAGAGGUAGAUGUGGAGGGUCUGGAAGCUCAUGUAGUUGAAGGUCUUGAAGAAGAAGUUGAAGUUGAUGGUUUAGAAACUGAGGGGGUGGAAGAGCUGGAGGUAGAUGUGGAAAGUCUUCAGUCUCAAGGGGUUGAGGCCCAUGAAAUGGUGACUGAAGAUAUGGUCCCCUCAGGACACAGUGUAAUCAUGCCUGACAAUAUCCUGGGGACAGAGGUUGCAAUUGAGGAGUCCUUGGACGUCCACCACCAUCAUGUCUUAACAUCAGACCUGAUCCAGGACUCAAAUCAUCAUGAUGACAUGGCAGACCAAGUGUUUGUGGCAGAGCUUCUGUCUGAGCACCCAGAUGACGCAUUAGACCACCAGCUUGUAUCAGAAGGUCUAAUGGUGGCAGAAGGCAGCUCGAAGACUAUUAUUCAUCAACAGCUGACAACUGAGGCUGUUCCCCUGCAGACGGAUGAGGAGGAUGAUGCAAGAAGCAGUUCUGAGGAUUACCUCAUGAUCUCCCUUGAUGAGGUGGGUGAGAAAUUGGAUAUAGGAGACACUCCACUGGAGAUCACCACCGAAGUCAUGGAGGACAAAGAAAUCAAAGAGGAGGACGACGACUCUGAGGUCAUAAAAGUCUACAUUUUUAAGGCUGAAGCAGAUGAUGAUUUAGGUGGAACAGAGGUAAUAACGGAGGACGAUUACCAGAACAGCCAUCCUGAUCUGGAAGCAGCAUCAUCAGGCAGACUGGGAGUGGGCCGUGACAAGAUGGUCUACAUGGCUGUUAAGAACCCUCUAAAGGAAGAAGAAGACGAUGACGAUGAUGAGAGUGAUGAUGAUGAUGAUGAUGACAACAUCAGUAAUACUAUUGAUCCGGUGAACAAUGGAGUUGCUACACCUUUUCUUCAGAUCCGCGAGGGACUGGGCACAAACAGCGUGCUCAAACCAAAGGCUAGGAAGAAGAAGAAAGGAGACGCACGUCAGUGUCAGACUGCUGUCAUCAUUGGACCAGAUGGGAUGCCUUUAACUGUCUACCCUUGCCACAUAUGUGGAAAGAAGUUUCGCUCACGGGGAUUUCUCAAAUGCCAUAUGAAAAACCACCCAGACCAUCUGCUCAAGAAGAAGUACCAGUGUACAGACUGUGACUUCACCACCAACAAGAAGAUCAGUUUCCACAAUCACUUGGAGAGUCACAAGCUCCUAAGCCACAACAGUGAGCGAUCUCCAGAAUAUACAGAGUACGCACGGCGAUACCACGAGUCCAGCCCCUUGGGCUCUGACAAGCUCAUCGUUAAGGACCGGGAGCCCAAACUGCAUCACUGCAAAUACUGCGAUUAUGAGACAGCAGAACAGGGUUUGCUCAACCGCCACAUGUUAGCAGUGCACAGUAAGAACUUUGCACAUGUGUGUGUUGAAUGCGCUAAAGGCUUCCGUCACCCGUCAGAGCUGAAGAAACACAUGCGGACCCACACGGGCGAGAAGCCCUACCACUGUCCGCACUGCGAGUUCCGCUGUGCUGAUCAGUCUAAUCUAAAGACUCACAUAAAGGGCAAGCAUGGCGCCGAUCUGCCCUUCAAGUGCAUCCAUUGUCCCCAAGCUUACGCUGAUGCUCGUGAACUCCAGCGCCACAUAGAGAUGGUGCAAGGGCACAAGACCCACCAGUGUCCACAUUGUGAGCACAAGAGCACCAACUCCAGUGACCUUAAACGGCACAUCAUCUCGGUUCACACCAAAGACUUCCCCCAUCAAUGCGACGUAUGUGAGAAAGGUUUUCAUAGGCCCUCGGAAUUGAAGAAACACGCAGAGACACACAAAGGGAGCAAGGUGCACCAGUGUCGACAUUGUAACUUCAACGCUCCCGACACCUUUACCUUGAGUCGCCACAUUCUGUCGCUGCACACAAAGGACCUUCCCUUUAAGUGCAAACGCUGCCGGCGAAGCUUCCGGCAGCCCGCUGAGCUGAAGAAGCACAUGAAGACACACAGCGGUAGGAAGGUUUAUCAGUGCCAGUAUUGUGAAUAUAACAGUACAGACGCUUCUGGCUUCAAGCGCCACGUCAUCUCUAUUCACACCAAGGACUAUCCCCACCGUUGUGACUACUGCACCAAGGGCUUCAGGAGGCCGUCAGAGAAGAGCCAGCACAUAGCCAGGCACCACAAAGACAUGAUGAUGUAACGUCAUCACACACGAACACACACUCCUUUCUCACAUGGAUCUGUCCCACACUCGGAGGUCAUUUUAAUGUAUAAACAAGCAGUGAUGCCGGCAGUUGAAGAUAUUACAAUUGCUGUUCUGUGUUGUAUUGAUUUAGACUCUCCAUAAGGGGAAACGCAAGAAAACAUUUUAAAUUGAAUGAAAUAUAAAGACAAAAACAACAAAAAAAAGACUGUAAACUGAGUGAGAUGGCUGUAAAUUGUCUUUUGUUGCAGAAAAUCACAUAUGAACAUAUAUUCAGGGUUUCAAAUGUCUAUUUUUAUACCCACUCCCCUAAAACGCUGCAAGAUGAUGACUGUCAGUGCUUGGUGAACAUCAUGCUGCCCCUUCAGAGGAGGCAGAACGAGUACAGGAACCUCCGUAUUACUAACUUGUACCCUUGUUACCAGCUUUUAACCUGACCCUUAUGCUCGGACUGGGUUGUUGGGGUGGUGGCAUGCAUAAAUGCAUCGUGGAAAAAAAUUCAACUUCCUGUGUUUUAGAAUUUUGUCUCAAGCCUGAACACUCAUCGUUUCCUUAAAUGAAUCAUGUAUCGAUUGUACCAACUGUUCAGUUUAUCAUCACUUAAAUUUGGAUCAUAAAGGUUCUGGUCCAGUUGGAUUCUAGCAGGAAGGAAGAAGAGCCCUAGAGUUUUUAAAUUAUUGCUUUGGUGUAUGCGUUUUCAACAGGAAGUGGCUGUUCCGCUGCUGGAGAUAUGCAGAUAACUUAUUGUGUUGUUACCAUUAAUUGUUAUAUGAAAGACAUUUACAAAUACCUGAAGUGGUUGUACUGUAUCUGAUCGCCACUGCAGUCACAGAUAUGUGAUGCUACCCAUGACACAGAUGUACUCGUCGUUAAGCGUUAUAUUGCAGUCACACCUCACAUCUGUCGGUCGUUGUCCCUUAAGCACCGAUGAACACAGCCAAUCAGAAGAUGAGCGAUUCUCAACCCUCACAUGCUGAAUCAACACCAUUCUCUCUGGGAUUGGGUUGGAGUCAGUAGAAAGCACUUUAUUUUAUUUUUAUUUUGUAUUUUAUUGACGUAUGGAAGUUGAUUUACCUACAGAUAAAUCUACAUAGAUGCAUCUGGAAACACCACACCUGCAGAACUUAAAAGGGUAACAGCAACAUGUGGGCACGGUCCAUUCCUGCAUCCAAACAGAGCUGAAAGUUGUUUGUGGAACCAUUUAUUGUUUUAUGAGUAAGUGAUUUGGGUUUUGUGUUUUUGUUUGUGCUCACUAACAAAAUUCCCAGACACUAGACCUAAAUAACUUGGUCCCAAGCAUAGGACUGUUUCCUCGAAGUCCGUGGUCAUAUUGGCAUUAGUCUUUAAAUUAUGCACAUAUGCUGUCUUCAUGAAAAUAAUUGUGGUAUAUAUUAAAAAAAUUCCUGCAUUUCGUGUACCUUAGUCUAUAUUUUUCUUUCAGUCUGAUUGUGGAUAAAGUAGUGGUGGGGAAAACUAAAAUAAACAAUUAUCUUUUUA
Nothobranchius furzeri (turquoise killifish) is the source of this 4498-nucleotide messenger RNA. The record is from RefSeq and is a predicted model, not a curated record. NCBI's taxonomy places the organism in Eukaryota, Metazoa, Chordata, Actinopteri, Cyprinodontiformes, Nothobranchiidae.